AUGUCUGAGGGUCUGUUAGGCUCACAGAGAGGCCUGACUGACUGCAGUGACCGUAAAGAGGGAACCCUGAAGUCAGUAUUUUCCAGGUCACCUUCCCAGAGGCUCCUGCUAGCCUCCAAGCCUCUGCCUCCCAUCCAGAAGCGCCUUCCUUCCUCAGAGCCCAGGAGGAUGAGGGACAGAGAGCAGAAGCAGGGGAGCCCAGGAGCAGAAAGGGGUGACAGUGAUGGAAAGAAGAAGGAGCCGAUGUCAAUGCCAAAAGCCUAUAAAGCUUCCCAGCGAUCCUGGUAUUGCAGUGGUGGGAAUGAGAAGAUGUCACUGGGAAUGCCUUUGAUUCCCCCUAUCCCAAAGUCAGCAAGACCAUUGGAUGAGGCUCCUCACAGCACUGCAGUUCUCCCAAGCUCUCAUCACCUGUUUUUUCAGAAGGCUCUGGAGAUAAGGCCAAGAUCAGGCAGCAGAGGUGAAGAGAAGAUCCUUAACCAGAUGACCAUGGGAAUGCUGACCCACCAUCAUGUUGGAGGUGGCAUGAAGCCUGACAGAGAAUUACGUGAACCUAUGGCCCCGUUACAUCUCCUUCCUAUCCAGACCAAGGAGAUGGAUCAUCUCAUGAGCCCUUGCCGUCAGAGUGGUGACAACUCAAAGACCAGAAAUGGAAGGCAACAGUCCCAGAUGCAACAGUGGUGCCAGGAGGCAGCUGUUACUCCAGGGCUGAGCUCUGCGACCCCACUGCUGGCCACUGCUUCGGACUCUGUAGAAUGUGGAGAGAAGUCAGAGCAUGGAGAUGACCAGGAAGCCAGAUCCUUCUCUGACGCACAGCAGGGUCUGCUCGACUCACUCAGAUGGCUCAGCAGUGAUGACUGGAAGGAAAAGACCAAGGUACUCCUCAGUGCCAGAUGCCUGGCUAUCUGCCACUCAAAAGUCCUUCUUGGGAGACUUCAUGGUGUUUCCUUGGCAGUCACCAAAGAGGUGAACAACCUCCACUGGAAGGCUUCUGUGCUUGCUAUCAACACUCUUGAAGAGCUCUUCAGGACCAUGAAGAAGCACAUGGACCCUUUUGUGGAUGCGAUUGCUCAGGAAUUGCUCCAGAGGAUGAGCAAUGACAGGGAGCACAAUGGGACCUGUGCUUCUGGCCCUUGUUUUCCCUCUGCUCGAGUGUUUGCUCUCUUGUUUCCAAUUUACUGCACCAUCCUGGUGCAGAAGUGUGUGGCUGAACACAUACUGCCCACAGUGAAGCAAACUGGAGCCCAGAAGCUCCUGUCUGGCACACAUUACAGUACUGAGGUGUUUGUUCAUGCUGUGGUGAAACUUGCUGAGGAUUGUAAUCAGGACAUAAGGCAUUAUGGAUGGACGAUGCUGAGUAUAUUCAUGAGUCAUCAAAAAUCUGAGAAGUAUUUGAAACAGUCUGUUCCCUCACAUGACUUGAAAGAUGCUAUGGCAACAAUAAGGCAGAAAAUUGUUGGUGCUUUUGUCCUGAGGAUUCAGGACUGCAAUGAGAAAGUGAAGCAGCAGGCGCUGGAGGCGCUGGCUUGGAUGACCUCCCAGCUCAGAGAUGCCUUACACCCAGUGCUGGUGUCUCUGGUAGAAGCAGUGAGAGAGAACCUGAACUCAAAGAACCCAAGGAUCCAAGGACCUGAAUUGCUGUGGACUGUAGCUGGUGAGCUGGUUAACCAGAAGCUGUGGUUUGGUGAAGUCCUUAUGCACCAGUUCCCAGAUAACACAUUGCUGCUCCGGACACUUGCCCAGCGAGUGUGUAACCUCAGCAACCAUGCUCCGCUGGAUGUCACAGAAUAUCUCUCAGGGAACAUUGUGAAGGUAAAUGCCAUAAAAAUUGAGAGAUGCUCAAAUGCCAUGGCAAUGGAUGCAUCUCUUUACCCACAGAAACCCCAAGCCAUCAAGUGCUACUCCCUGUCUGUGCUCUGGUUCCUCCUGGGAAACAGAGCCCUGCCUGUUCGAUAUGGCAAUGUCUGGGCUGUGGUCACCAGGUUUGCAAAGAGCCUCCACCAAGUGCUGGGCUCCAGGCUGCAGGAGUAUCCUGCCAUGCAGCCCCAGCACGUGGUGAAAACCCUCUGGCACAUUUUGGACCUGAAUGCCAGGUGA
Messenger RNA from Melopsittacus undulatus (budgerigar), 2094 nucleotides. It is a transcript of the gene TOGARAM2, whose product is annotated as TOG array regulator of axonemal microtubules 2. The record is from RefSeq and is a predicted model, not a curated record. Gene Ontology annotation, molecular function: microtubule binding. Gene Ontology annotation, cellular component: cytoplasmic microtubule. Gene Ontology annotation, biological process: microtubule cytoskeleton organization. Lineage: Eukaryota; Metazoa; Chordata; Aves; Psittaciformes; Psittaculidae.